AUGGCCGAGGACGGAGCCCCAGUCGGAGCCCCAGUCGCAGCAGGAGCCCCAGUCGCGGCGACAGGAGAUCAUAUCGAGAACGAAGUUACACCCGAAAGUUCCAAGAUUGUGGUGGAGAAGCUCACCAAGAAUGUGACGGAAGCCCACUUACGCGAGAUCUUUGGGUCGUACGGUCGCAUCGAGGCCAUUGACCUGCCCCUCAACAGACAGUUCAUGACAAAUCGUGGAACGGCAUACAUUCUUUACGACCACCCAUCCGGUUCCGAGGCCGCCAUUGCCCAUAUGCACGAAGCCCAACUCGACGGCAUGGUCAUUUCACCAAAACCUCGAGACAGGGUCCGGGUCCGGGUCCACGAUACGGCCCGCCGCCACGAGGCCCGCCGCCGCCGAGAUACCGGAGUCCACCACCCAGGAGAGGCGGCUACGGAGGUGGCAGACGAGGCGAUGACAAUUCAUACGUACCACGUGCCCAAUAUUCCAGAUCACCUUCCCCACCGAGACGGCGCCGGCGGUCAAUAUCACGUUCCAGGUCGCCUUCCAGAACUCCCCCCAGGAGACGAGGAGGGGGACCAGGGGGGGGAGGAGGUCGAAGCCCGCCACGGAGACGACGACGAAGCCCGAGUUAUACUUCUCAAAGCAGCUACACCCGCAGCCGUAGCCGCAGUCCCAGCGUGA
Messenger RNA from Capronia epimyces CBS 606.96, 675 nucleotides. RefSeq lists its product as uncharacterized. The record is from RefSeq and is a predicted model, not a curated record. Gene Ontology annotation, biological process: mRNA splicing, via spliceosome. NCBI's taxonomy places the organism in Eukaryota, Fungi, Ascomycota, Eurotiomycetes, Chaetothyriales, Herpotrichiellaceae. Gene Ontology annotation, cellular component: ASAP complex; nucleoplasm; cytoplasm. Gene Ontology annotation, molecular function: RNA binding. Bases 1 to 675 code for a protein of 224 amino acids. The transcript has 4 exons.